CUUUCACCGCUGCACGUUCCGACGACUCUUCGCCUAUAAAGUUUGCAGCGAUACAUAUCUAUUUUCAUUCGUCACUAUCCCAGUGCUUCGAGCUCCAUUGCUCUGGCGUGAGGCUCAAGUUUAGCACAUUGUCACCGCUUGCACCGUUUCGCAUCCUGCCGGUGAUUUUGGUGGAGAGAUCGCCGGCUAGGGUUUGGUGACAAGGGGGGGCAACAAAGAUGGAGCUGGCCUGUUGUGGUUGUGGAGCAGGGGCGUUUCAAGCCACAGCCGCCGCUGCACUGGUGAGGCCGGACUGCGGGACCAGGAGUAGCGGGCGAUCUUCAGCGCUGCCUUCUCGGAAGGCUGGUGCGGUGCCGGCAUUGCAGAAAGUGUGUGUUGGUGGAAAUCAGCUCUUGAAGGGCGGAUUCUUCCAAGGGGCGGCGGCGGUGAAGAUUGGCGCUUUGAAGCAGAAUGUGGGCACCAGAGCUGCCGGCCAUAGCUCCGGCGGAGUGGUCAGUGUGUUAAGUGAGGAGAGAGGCAUGGAGAACAUGACGUCGACGGCUCUCAAGGAGGCUGAUGUCCCCCUCCCAGACGUGAUUGAGUCCGGAAUCAGCAGUGGCAAAACCCUGACUGCACCAACGCCGAAGGAUUUUGUUUCCAGGUAUGCCGAAGAUGAGCCUCGUAAGGGCUCCGACAUUCUCGUGGAGGCUCUUGAGAGAGAGGGCGUGCGUACCACAUUUGCGUACCCUGGUGGCGCUUCGAUGGAGAUUCAUCAAGCCCUCACAAGGUCCAAUGUUAUCAGGAAUGUGCUCUGCAGACACGAGCAGGGUGAAAUUUUCGCUGCUGAAGGGUAUGCGAAGUCAUCGGGACGUGUGGGGGUUUGCAUAGCAACUUCAGGCCCAGGAGCUACCAACCUUGUCACGGGAUUGGCUGAUGCGUUGCUGGACAGUGUACCUUUGGUGGCCAUCACUGGACAAGUGCCCCGGAGGUUCAUUGGUACUGAUGCUUUUCAAGAAACUCCCAUUGUAGAGGUCACUCGGUCUAUUACCAAGCACAAUUAUUUGGUCAUGACAGUAGAUGAUAUUCCUCGCGUCAUUCGGGAAGCCUUUUUCCUUGCGGCAUCAGGACGUCCAGGUCCUGUUCUUGUUGAUAUUCCGAAAGAUAUUCAGCAACAACUUGCCAUUCCUGACUGGAAUCAACCGAUGAAGCUCCAGUCAUAUUUGAACCGUCUUCCACCUCCUCCUCAGGUCUCUUUAAUGCAACAGAUUAUCCGUCUUCUUUCCACUGCUAAAAAGCCUGUCAUCUACUCUGGCGGUGGGUGCUUACACGCAAGUAAGGAGCUUCGAGAAUUCGUUGAGCUCACUGGCAUUCCAGUGACAUCUACCUUGAUGGGAUUGGGGACGUUCCCUGCAUCGGACGAGCGGUACCUCUCUAUGCUAGGAAUGCAUGGAACAGUGUACGCUAAUUACGCCAUCGACAAUUCAGACAUGCUUUUGGCGUUUGGAGUGCGAUUUGAUGAUCGUGUGACUGGGAAGUUGGAGUCUUUCGCCUCAAGGGCCAGUAUUGUGCACAUUGAUAUCGACCCUGCAGAAAUCGGAAAGAACAAGCAACCUCAUAUUUCCAUCUGUGCAGAUGUGCAGCUGGCUCUUGCCGGGCUCAACAAGCUUAUUAAGGAGGGGCCAGCCACGAGGCCAAGCUUUUCAGCCUGGCGGAAGGAGCUUGAUGGAGUGAAGGAGAAAUGGCCCAUGAAGUUUCCCAAAUUGGACAGUCAAGUAAUUGUUCCCCAGUUUGCUAUUCAGACAUUGUGUGAGUUGACCGGAGGAAAUGCUAUUAUUUCAACUGGCGUAGGGCAGCAUCAGAUGUGGGCUGCACAAUGGUACGAGUACGAACAACCACGGAGGUGGCUCACCUCGGGUGGACUUGGAGCUAUGGGCUUUGGUUUGCCAGCUGCCCUUGGUGCUGCUGCUACAAAUCCUGAUAUUCCCGUGGUUGAUAUUGAUGGAGAUGGAAGUUUCAUCAUGAACAUUCAAGAGCUUGCGACGAUACAUGUGGAAAAGUUGCCCGUGAAGAUCAUGGUCUUGAAUAAUCAGCAUCUAGGUAUGGUGGUUCAAUGGGAAGAUCGGUUCUACAAGGCCAACCGAGCCCACACUUACUUGGGUGAUCCAGAGGCUGAAGCUGAGAUCUAUCCUGACUUUUGCAAGAUUGCGGAGGGAUGCAAGGUGCCUUCAGCUCGUGUCACACGGAAAGAAGACUUGAGGGAUGCAAUUAAAAAGAUGCUUCAAACUCCAGGACCGUAUCUACUUGACGUUAUUGUCCCCCAUCAGGAGCAUGUGUUGCCUAUGAUCCCAGGAGGAGCAAGUUUUAAGGAAAUUAUCACGGAAGGGGAUGGCCGACAAAUAUAUUGAAAGGCUUGGUGCUGAAAAGUAUGUUCUAGAUACUAUGUACGUACGCGGAAUCAUUAGUGGAAGAGUUUUGGUUGCUGAGUUGUGGAAUAAAUUGGGUAUCUUCAUAGCUUUUGCAUGUGUUGGAGAUGGAAGUGUGCUUGUAGUUUGCAUUCAAGGUUAUGGUUUACAUGAGUUAGCUGACUAUAAGACGUAUCCUGAGGUUCAAGAAUAAACUGCAGAAAUCAAUUUAAGUAGUUUAGAAGGUGAAGUAAUCUUUACCUUGGUAGCCUAGCUUGAUCCGCAUUUGCUUCCGGAAUCAUGAUUAGGAUUCAACGUGGUCAUUACUAUUUACAAACACCUUCACGUAAUCCUCGAGAAUUUAAAUGGCAUAACUGUAAGUAAGUUGGCCUCUUUCUAGGCACAGUUUUGUACGUGUGCCUUAAUCCUGAAAUGAAUUUUUUUCUCUGCUGUAUUUCGGUACUA
Physcomitrium patens is the source of this 2846-nucleotide messenger RNA. RefSeq names its product acetolactate synthase 3, chloroplastic. Gene Ontology annotation, biological process: L-valine biosynthetic process. The record is from RefSeq and is a predicted model, not a curated record. Lineage: Eukaryota; Viridiplantae; Streptophyta; Bryopsida; Funariales; Funariaceae. Gene Ontology annotation, cellular component: acetolactate synthase complex. Gene Ontology annotation, molecular function: thiamine pyrophosphate binding; magnesium ion binding; acetolactate synthase activity.